UAAAAAUUAUUAACGUUUGCCCAUUGGAUCUUCCUUAUUUGUUGAAGCACCCCGACCAUCGACCACCGACACACUACCGACAGCGAUACAGUAUGAAGAUAUUGGUCACUGGCGCUUCCGGCUACAUUGGAGGAAGACUGUGCCACGCCCUCCUGAGCCAGGGCCACGCAGUCCGGGCCCUCGUCCGACCUACCAGCGACAUCUCUGGCCUUCCAGAUGUUGAGCUCGCUUACGGCGACGUCACCGAUUACCAGUCUCUCCUCGAUGCCUGCUCCGAUUGUAACGUCAUCUUCCACGUAGCAGCCGUUGUCGAACCGUGGCUUCCUGAUCCUUCCAAAUUCUUCUCAGUUAACGUCGGAGGAUUGAAGAACGUGUUGCAAGCAGUUAAAGAGAGUAGAACAGUCGAGAAGAUUAUCUAUACGUCGUCGAUUUUCGCUCUUGGUCCAACCGAUGGGUACAUUGCAGACGAGAAACAAGUACAUCCAGAGAAGUUCUUCUGUUCAGAGUACGAGAGAUCAAAGGCUGCCGCCGAUAAGAUCGCGUUGCAAGCUGCUGCUGAAGGGAUGCCCAUAGUGCCCGUUUAUCCCGGCGUUGUUUACGGCCCAGGAAAACUCACCAAAGGCAAUUUUGUUGCUCAGUUGAUUAUUGAACGGUUUAAUGGGAGAUUACCUGGAUACAUGGGCCCUGGAAAUGAAAAAUUUUCCUUUAGUCAUGUAGAUGAUGUGGUAGAGGGUCAUGUUUCAGCAAUGGAGAAAGGUCGUCCGGGUGAAAGAUACCUACUUACUGGAGAAAAUGCAUCAACGAUGCAUCUUUUCGACAUGGCUGCUAUUAUCACUGAAACUAGAAGGCCUGGAUUUAGAAUUCCAUUGUGGUUGCUUGAUGCUUAUGCCUGGUUGUCGGUUCUUUUUUCUCGAAUAACUGGAAAGGUUCCUCUCGUCAGUCCUCCGGCUGUGCGUAUUCUGAGACAUCAGUGGGCGUAUUCAUGCGAGAAGGCAAAAGCAGAGUUGAAUUAUAAUCCCAGGAGCUUGAAAGAAGGACUAGAAGUGAUGAUUCCUUGGUUGAAGAACUUGGGCGUGAUAACUUACUGAAGGGAAAAAUAUGUUGUUGCUUGCCCAAUUUGGGGAUGGACUGAAGAAACAAAAUAAACGAAAUGCAUCUUACAUGUUCUUGUGCUAAA
Molecule: messenger RNA, 1177 nt
Organism: Carica papaya (papaya)
Lineage: Eukaryota; Viridiplantae; Streptophyta; Magnoliopsida; Brassicales; Caricaceae
Gene: FLDH
Product: NAD(P)-binding Rossmann-fold superfamily protein
Cellular component (GO): cytoplasm
Molecular function (GO): aldehyde dehydrogenase (NAD+) activity
Source: RefSeq, a predicted model, not a curated record